Molecule: messenger RNA, 840 nt
Organism: Tetrahymena thermophila SB210
Lineage: Eukaryota; Ciliophora; Oligohymenophorea; Hymenostomatida; Tetrahymenidae
Product: diphthine synthase
Exons: 1
Biological process (GO): protein histidyl modification to diphthamide
Molecular function (GO): diphthine synthase activity
Source: RefSeq, a predicted model, not a curated record
AUGGUCUUCUAUAUUAUUGGCUUAGGUUUAGGUGACGAAAAGGACAUUUCCGUUAAAGGUUUGGAAAUAGUCAAAAAGUGUGAUGAAGUUUACUUAGAACAUUACACUUCUAUCCUUGGUGUUUAGAAGGAAAAGCUCGAAGAACUUUACGGUAGAUAAAUUAUUAUGGCUGAUAGAGAAAUGUGCGAAGAAGGUAUUGAUACCAUUUUAGAAAAUCUCUCAAAAACACCUGAAAAAAAUGUAGCUUUUUUGGUUGUUGGUGAUCCUUUCUGUGCCACCACUCACUCUGAUGUUUAAUUAAGAGCCAUUCAAUUAGGCAUUAAAGUAGAAAUUGUUCACAAUGCAUCCAUCAUCAACGCUAUUGGUUGCACAGGAAUGCAAGUUUACAGAUUUGGCGAAACCAUCUCUAUUCCUUUCUUCACCGAAAAGUGGAGACCUUACAGUUUCUAUGAAAAGAUUAAAAAGAACAGAGAAAUGGGAUUACAUACUCUCUGCUUGCUUGAUAUUAAGGUCAAAGAAAGAACUGACGAAAACAUUCUUAAGGGUAAAAAAAUAUACGAACCUCCCAGAUUUAUGAGUUGCAAAACAGCAGUAGAAUAACUCUUAGAAGCAGAAGAAAAAAUUGCAGGAAAAGCUUUCUCAAAAGAAACCAAGUGUGUUGGUGUUGCCAGAGUCGGUUUCUCAGACUAACUCAUUAGAUCAGGCCAAAUGUCUGAUUUCUUAAAUAUUGAAAUGGGUCCUCCUCUUCACUCCUUUGUAAUCUGUGCUGAUGAACUCCACCCUAUCGAAGAAGAUAUGUAUAAAUUCUACAACUAAAACUCUCAAAAGAAAGACGAAUGA